Messenger RNA from Fusarium graminearum PH-1, 669 nucleotides. RefSeq lists its product as uncharacterized. Bases 1 to 669 code for a protein of 222 amino acids. Lineage: Eukaryota; Fungi; Ascomycota; Sordariomycetes; Hypocreales; Nectriaceae. The transcript is spliced from 3 exons. The record is from RefSeq and is a predicted model, not a curated record.
AUGCGAGAAUGGGCAAUCACCGCCAAGAAUAUAGAGCUGAUUUGCUCAAGCGAUGAGCACUCUCCAAGCACACAGGCAGUCUUAUGGCUUCUCGAAGAGCUCGGAAUCGAAUACGACAUCACAAGAUUCGACCGUCCCUUGGACAAGCGAGCAGUCGGCCUGGGUGAGACUCAUGUCCAGGCCCACGCACCACAACUCAUCCUUCCUGAUGGCCAGGUCAUUACGCAAAUGAGCACCUGCAUGCUUUACCUCGUUCUCACGUACGACGCCGAACAGGCGUUUCACAAGACCGAUGUCGAAUACAGAGUUCGCGAAGAUUAUCUUGUCAGCCUUGCCACGGCCGAUCUCGUCGCGCGAUUGGGCACCAAGCAUUUAUUUAUGGUAUUGGGUUCUGUAACACCGUUCUUUAUAAGUCCUGCGAUCAAGCUUCUAGGCUAUGUGCUCAACAAAGCGUUCCUGGACGAGGACGUCAACAAUGCCUUGCAUGUAGUGGAGAUGGAGCUUGACGGUCGAGAAUGGAUCAUGGGGGGCGAUGCUCCCUCGCGGGCUGACAUGGCACUCAAGAUUGCGUUGGACAUGGCAGUUCAGCCGAAUCUUGUCGAGAUAGAUAAGUGGCCAAGGGCCUGCGUGGAAGAGAUCGCUCGACAAAGGGAUUGGUUACCAGCUUGA